Cyclopterus lumpus (lumpfish) is the source of this 2275-nucleotide messenger RNA. RefSeq names its product cleft lip and palate transmembrane protein 1-like protein. Gene Ontology annotation, cellular component: membrane; endomembrane system. The transcript is spliced from 17 exons. The record is from RefSeq and is a predicted model, not a curated record. Lineage: Eukaryota; Metazoa; Chordata; Actinopteri; Perciformes; Cyclopteridae. The coding region runs from base 1 to 1611 and encodes 536 amino acids.
AUGCUCCCGUCGUGCCAGCCGAAGCCCGCGGACAGCAGCGGCAACCGGAGCUCCGUCGCGAAGCUGCUGCUCGGGGUCUUCGUGGUGUACAUGCUCCACACCGCCUGGCUGCUGUUCGGCUUCCUCAACACCAAACCCUGCGAUGGGAGCACGGGAGAGCUCUGCAUCACCUCCUACCUGACAGCACGAGCCCGGCUACAGAUGAGUGUCUUCACCUGCCUCGUGCCAGACAGCAGCCAACUCAACCUUGCUGUAAAAAUAGACCCCUUUGACCCGCACUCUACAUUUGAGAGGCAGGUGAAUGUCUCUCUGCCAGAGCAGACUCGGGCUAAUGGCACUCUGUUUGCAGUCGUGUAUGUUCACAAAGCCGGUGUUUCCCCUCUGGAGGACAGCAGGGAAGUUCACUACGCAGCUCAGCUCACCACCUACAUUACUCCCACAUACACAGAGGGGCAGAGAGACAUGCAGAAGAGGUCGAGUCCCAGAUCAGAGAAUACAGUGUCCCACUGGAGACCUCACCUGUCAAUCACUAUGAUGUCAGAGGACUUCACCUUCAACAAAGCGGGGCUUCCCGGUGAUGUGCGGCGCUACAUGAGAGUCUCUCAGGAAGGCCGACACAUGAUCUACCUCCCUCUGCUGCUGGUUAACGAGCUCAGCUUCAGAGUCAGAGACCUCCUGGAGAUCAGCAGCAGCACCGUUCAGCUCCCUCUGACUGUGUCCUACGAGGGAAUCUCAUUAAGGGGGUUCAGGUUCUGGGUGCAUCUACAGGACGUGGUUUAUUCCCUGCGACAGUUUGGCUUCACAGAGGAGAACAUAGAUGAAAUUAAAGAAACGUUGGUGGGCUCCAACCUCUACAUGUUAGUGUUGACUGCACUCAUCACAGCUCUACAACUCAUCUGUGAAUUCUUGGCUCUUAAAAAUGACUUCAGCUCAUGGAGAAAAAAGAAGAGCAUGGUGGGAAUGUCUAGGAAGUCAGUUCUGUGGCGUAGUCUCAGCACGUUGCUGAUCUUCCUCCAUCUGCUAGAGGAGACCAGUCUCCUGGUGCUGCUUCCUGUCGGCUUGGGAGCAUGUGUCGAGGUGUGGAAGGUGUUUACAGUGUUCAAGAUCCCGUUUCAAUGGAAAAGCUCCAAGCUCCAUGUAAAUAAGCUGGAUGAGGAAGAAAGAAAGACAGUGGAGUACGACACACAGGCGUCCAGAUACUUGUCCUACUUGGUCUAUCCUCUGUGUAUCAGUGGAGCUAUUUUCUCCCUGGCCUACUUACGCCAAAAGAGUUACUACUCCUGGUUGGUCAACACCCUAGUGACUGGAGUGUAUGCCUUUGGCUUCCUGUCUAUGGUCCCACAGCUCUUCAUCAACCACAAGCUGAAGUCGGUGUGCCACCUGCAGGGGACAGUGUUGAUGUACAGAGGAGUGAACACGCUGAUCUCAGACCUGUGCUCCUGCGCCUCCUUUUUCUCCUCGUCUGGAUCCUUCUCCUCCUCUCAUCAACUUUCCUGCUUCAGAGAUGAGCUCCUCUUCUUCCUCUACCUCUACCAGCGAAGGCGCUACGCCCACAAGGCCAGGAGGCGACGAGAGUCUGGGACCCACAGCAAGAAACUAAAGACUCAAUGAGGAGAAGACGCGUUCCUCUCCUUCCCUUUUUUCAGACAUGAAUGCACAAACACACAAAAACAACGUUGAAGAUAAGAAAUGGCGGCUCAGGCAGGACACUCGGCCCACGUGUGCCAUUCAAACUGAUCCAAGAUGAGCUGUUCUGCCUCCGACUCAUCACCGCUGUACACUCUUGGGUGCUGCUGCUUUUCACUUGGCAUCGAUAAAGCGUCCCCCCUUUAUUCUACGGACACUCUCUGCUGCACAUGAAGAAUGUCGACGGCAUCAUAUCAGCAGUCGUAAUGUGCAUUUGCUCGAUUCUCCUCUUUAUGGACCACGAUUUGUCAUUUUAAAUUUGAGUUUAAAGAGGUUUUCAUUCAUGGAUUUAUACACAUACAAUGUGUGUUUGUUCCAGCACUUAAACGAAGCUGGCCCGGCCUUCUAAUAAUGGCACAAAAAGGCUAUGUGACACUUUACGCUUGUUAUGGUUGUGCACUAUUACACCGAAUGAAAAUUAUUUUUGCACAAUUAUCCCAACAUAUUUUGUUUUAUUUGAAGAAUGUGAUCCUGACUAGUAGUCAAAAUGAUGUCCUCUGGUUUGAACAUUGCAUGGCUUUGUGUGUAACGAGAGACAUACAGGUGCAACAUGGCCGCAGACAGUUACGAGAAGGACAGAGCAGCAACA